GAGGAUGGAGUUAGACGAAGCCCUGAUCCUACUUGGAGACUUUGGCUUAUACCAGACUAUUAUAUAUGUCCUGAUAUGCGUGUCCGGGCAGUUUACCCAGGCCUGGCACAUGCUGAGUAUGGCUUUCCUCGGAGGACUACCAGAACACCACUGUAAGGUGCCAGGAGUAAACCGUAACCACAGCAUACCCUCUAGCCUGGUGGACGGUCGUGAGGUGUACAGUCAAUGCAGUAUGUACAAAAACUUCAGCAUUGACAACUCGACCGUGCCAUGCGAGAAUGGCUGGGAGUACAGCUUCCAGUCUACAAUCGUAACUGAGUGGGACCUGGUGUGUGACAAGUCAGCACUAGUAGAGACAUCUGAGUCCGUCUUCAUGGUGGGCGUCAUGGUCGGCUCGUUGAUAUUCGGGCAGCUGUCGGACCACUUCGGACGCCUUCGGGUCUGGAUCGUGUCCAUCUGGCUGCAGAUGAUUUUCGGAGUGGGCACAGCGUUUGCGCAGGACUACUACUCCUUCACUAUACUGAAGUUUAUAACAGGAGCCCUAGAACAGGGGGUUGAUCUCGUGUCGUACGUGAUGGCUACAGAGAUGUUCUCCCCCGCCCGCCGCAGCUUUGCCGGGGUGCUGACGACUCUGUUCUGGGCCUCGGGCAUCAUGAGCCUGGCCCUACUGGCCUACCUCCUCCCCAACUGGCGGCACCUGCAGCUUCUUAUCUCUCUCUUCAACAUCAUCGCCCUGCCCUACUGGUGGGUUAUUCCGGAAUCAUCUAGAUGGCUUGUUUCGAGAGGCAGAAUCAGCGAAGCGGAAGAGAUCCUACAGAAGGCGGCCAGGUUUAAUAACAAAGCCGUACCCAGCCCCAUGCUCGUUAGCGGGGAUGGUGCGGGAAAGUACCAACCUGAUCUACACCAAGUUCCUGAUGUCGGACCCAUUAGUAUUUGUGGUAAAGAGCACGGCUUACACGUCAAUGGCUCGUCAGGCGACUCUGCGGGGAAGAAAAAUCUUCUAGACUUAUUCCGAACGCCCAGAUUGCGGAAGGUCACCCUCAUUAUGAUGUUUGUGUGGUGGGUGAACUCCCUGGUGUAUUAUGGUCUGUCUCUCAACACGGACAUUCUGGCUGGUGACAAGUACGUCAAUAUCUUCAUCAGUGGCGCUGUGGAGAUUCCAGCCUACAUCAUCUCGAGUUUUGUCAUCCACAGGUGGGGACGACGCUUGCCUUUGUGUCUAUUUCAUGUGGUGGGCGGAGUGUCGUGUGCGCUGACGAUAGCUAUCCCCACAUCAGUUAAUGGGGUUGAUCUUUCACCGUUGGUGGUGACCCUUGCCAUGCUGGGGAAGUUUGGCAUCGCUGCUUCCUACGCUAUCGUGUUCCUGUAUGCUACAGAACUGUUCCCUACUGUGGUGAGGAACGUUGGGGUAGGUGUGUCAUCGUUCUCGUCCAGGGUUGGUGGUAUCAUAGCUCCCUUCGCCAUGUAUCUGGAGCGAGUGAGCAGUAUCCACGUCCCUUUGGUGCUGUUUGGUGUACUGUCCAUUCUAGCCGGCCUGACAGCGCUCCUGCUGACGGAGACCAAGGGAAGGAAGAUGCCACAAACCAUAGACGAGCUGGAGGAUAGUUCUGAUUGAUUGUUUUGAGUGGGAAUGUGGUCUGAGCCGGCUGAGAUGUGCUACAGGGGUGGGGGCGGGAGUGAUGUAGUUGAAAUAGCCUACCAACUUGGUUAAACUAGGCGUGAAUGUAGUGCAACACCUCUAGUCUAAUGUAUUGAUGCAAGACUCCAAAGUUAAAUUU
Branchiostoma floridae (Florida lancelet) is the source of this 1778-nucleotide messenger RNA. RefSeq names its product organic cation transporter protein-like. Lineage: Eukaryota; Metazoa; Chordata; Leptocardii; Amphioxiformes; Branchiostomatidae. Gene Ontology annotation, molecular function: transmembrane transporter activity. The transcript is spliced from 9 exons. The record is from RefSeq and is a predicted model, not a curated record. Gene Ontology annotation, biological process: transmembrane transport. Bases 5 to 1615 code for a protein of 536 amino acids.